Messenger RNA from Blastocystis hominis, 1823 nucleotides. RefSeq lists its product as hypothetical. Gene Ontology annotation, biological process: transmembrane transport. The transcript is spliced from 2 exons. Lineage: Eukaryota; Bigyra; Opalinata; Blastocystidae. Gene Ontology annotation, cellular component: membrane. The coding region runs from base 1 to 1338 and encodes 445 amino acids. Gene Ontology annotation, molecular function: transmembrane transporter activity. The record is from RefSeq and is a predicted model, not a curated record.
AUGACGGCCUUCACGGUUAUUCUGUUCUUCGUCGUCAUCGCGUUGGGUCGUGCCGUGAAUCUUUCGAUUGAAAUGAUGAAACAUGCCACGGUGGCCAUGAUGAAAAUCCCGUCCAUUCUCACGUCGGAACAUCGAGCGAUUCUGACGUGUAGCGUUCCAAUCGUGAUCACCAUCGUCGAUCUCAUCGUCUUUUUGUUCUUCGCGUGGUCCUACACGCUGACUCUCUCUUCCAAUCUCACCCUCACCGACUACACUCAUCAAAUCAUGGGCGUCGUGAGCGACUACCUCCGUCCGGUUUCUCCGUUUCCCUCAUUUCUAGCGGAGAACUCCACGUCGAUGAUCUGCGAAGACCCCAAAACGAUGACGAACUGCACGCUGAUCUCGAAGUCGAUCAGCGGUUCGACGUCGAGCGACGUGGUCUUGGCGUUCUGGCACUUGUUCAUGUGGUUCUGGACUUCGGGGUUCGUCAACGCGAUCGGCGUGAUGGUGGUGGCGGGCACGAUCGGGAAGUGGUACUUCAAGAAGGAGGAGGAGAAGGGAGACGUGGGGUCGACGACGCUGCUGCAAGCGCUGUGCUGCGUGCUGACGUACCAUUUGGGGUCCGUCGCGUACGGAUCGCUUGUGAUCGCGGUGAUCCAGCUCGUGCGAUCGAUCAUGCUGUGGGUGAUUGGGGCGAGAGUCACGGAUAGGUACAUCGAUCGCAAGUUUAAGGAGACGCAGACGAUGAACCCGCUGGUGAAGUGCGGGUUUAAAUGCUGCCAUUGCUGCUUGUUCUGCCUCGAAAAAUGCAUGCGGUAUAUCUCCCGCAACGCCUAUAUUCUCGUGAUUAACCGCGGACAGAACUUCUUCAAGGCGUCCGUGGAGUCGUUCUCGCUGCUGGUCGCCAAUCUGGCGAAGGUGACCACACUGAAGUCGGUGUCAACGCUGUUUAUUUGGAUCGGAAAGGUCGGAAAUUGUGUGUUUACGAGUCUGUUCGUCGCGUUUAUGAUCUUGAAUUGCCCUGAUUGGCUCUCUCAUCCAGUGAUCUCGGUCGUGAGCCCCGUUUUGAUUAGUCUCUGCCUGAGCUACAUCAUCAGCUCGAUCUUCAUUGAUGUCUUCGUGAUCACCGUGGAUACGAUUAUGCUGUGCUACUGCGAGGAUAUGAGGAAGAAUGGAACCGACGGUACUGCGGAAGGAGCCAUUGGAAGCAAGCCGUCCGCACAGCAGAAGGAAGGAGAAGCUGGAACCGGAGCCAAAACUGAAGCAACGGAAACGACAGUGAUUGCUGCUCAAGGAGCCUAUCCGGAUGCUCCCCCAGAUGCGCCGGAAGCACCUCCUCCAGAUGCGCCGGUGGCAUAAAGGAAAAACGUUAAGUUGAAAGAGCCAAAUCUCAUUUUUUUGUUUUAUUAAAGUGUGUAUGUCUGAAGAUUAUGUGGUUAUUUUAACUUCGUAUAUCGACAACAAGUAUACGAACCAAAUCUCAUUGCUUAUCGUACUGGAUCACGAUGCACUCUGAAGUGUAGGCUCACUUGCAAAAAUAUGACAUUCCAUAUCGUAUCAUUGAAGGUACUGAUCCUAAAAAUCAUGAUGUUCGCGUUGCUUUCUUCCAAUAUGCUGGUAUACGUUUGCUGGUUUUUUUAAUCUAGAACGGUGUGGCGGCAGAAAAGAAUAUCCCCUUGUGUUCAUUAAACGCAAGACCGAGAUCGUGGAGUUUGUCGGCAAUUGGGAUCGUGUGCAAAAAAUUCUGGAUGCUGAGGACAAUUCAGAGGAGUUCUUGAGAGCACACCCCACCAUCACUACUUUUCCGCGGCUGUUUAAUAAGUGAAAUCUAAAAGAUGCCAUUA